This is a messenger RNA of Megalobrama amblycephala (Wuchang bream), 1117 nucleotides long. RefSeq names its product vitamin K epoxide reductase complex, subunit 1 (gene vkorc1). The record is from RefSeq and is a predicted model, not a curated record. Lineage: Eukaryota; Metazoa; Chordata; Actinopteri; Cypriniformes; Xenocyprididae. The transcript has 3 exons. Gene Ontology annotation, molecular function: vitamin-K-epoxide reductase (warfarin-sensitive) activity. Gene Ontology annotation, biological process: peptidyl-glutamic acid carboxylation; vitamin K metabolic process. The coding region runs from base 209 to 727 and encodes 172 amino acids.
ACGCGUUUGAGUACUUUGGACCAAUCACAGCUCUCGCUCCAGGCUUUUCCACGUUGCAAUACAUUGUGGCAAGGUGGGAGUCGAACUUACAUAUUCUACAAUUACACGUUGCACGUAAGAGUAGCAACUUUAGUCUACAAGUCUGCAAAACAGGCUUUUGUAAAUUAGGUAAUAAUUUGUUAUAAAACCUCUUGACACUGUCACUGCAAUGUCCUCGAGCAAUUCAACUACUGGAGUUCCUAAAUGGGAAUAUAGCGUUCGUUUCAUCCUCUGUUUUCUGGGUUUAGUUCUGUCGGUUUACGCGCUACACGUAGAACUUUCCCGGGAGAACGAUCCCGAAUAUCGCGCGAUGUGCGACCUGGGCCAUUCCGUGAGCUGCUCUAAGGUCUUCACCUCCAGAUGGGGACGUGGAUUUGGGCUCGUCCAGAUCUUUACUUCCAAAGACAGUGUGUUGAAUCAGCCGAACAGUGUGUUGGGAAUCAUUUUCUAUAUGCUGCAGCUGGGUUUGGGUCAGCUAGUGUCCAGCCGAUCAGCGUUCUUCCUCGUCAUGUCCUCUUGGGUGUCAGUGGCCGGAUCAGUGUAUCUAGCUGCCAUUCUUGCGUUCGUCUUGGGUGAUUUCUGUGUGGUGUGUGUCUCCACCUACAUCAUAAACUUUGCACUUCUCUACACAAACCUAAAGAGAAGGACGGGACUGGAGGGACUCCUGAAGAAAGCGAAGAGCAAAUAAAAUCUGUACUUGUUUUUGAGUUUGAAAGAUAUUAAGGAUUAAGCUGCCUCUAACAUCUGGGGGGAAAAGAGAAACCUACAUAAAAUAAAACAUUUUACAGCUGAUUGAAAAUCCUGGCAAUUUGCAAGCUGGUAGUAGUGAAAAGAAAAAAGUAUGGUAACAAUGAUCUGGACGUCACGUUCAUGAACACAAAUAAACGAGGAAGCUUCAAUUUUAUUAUUUAUCAGAAUGAUGAAAGAACAUCCAGACAGUAUGUUUUAGGAUGCUGACGAUCAUGUGAUUUAUAUCCAGGUCAGACUGUUACAUGUACAAGAAGCCUAAUGUGAAACUGAGAUCUGAUCAACAUUUGAUUAAAGCUCUGUGAUGAAUAAAGUCAGAUUUUCUAUUAAA